UUUAUUUGUACACUGAAAUGUAAAGCUUGGAAUUUAAGCGAAAACUGAGGUUCUGGGCUGAAUAAUGUGCACAAAUGCCAGUUUAUUCUCUGCUGCUUUGGAAACAUCAUUUUAAAAUAGAACGGUCUGUGUUUGGGGAUAUUCCCACAGGGUUCUGUGAGAGCAGUACUUGUUCCUCUCAGUGGGACGGAAGGCGGUUUGGGACAAGCUGAGGGCAGCCUGCCCUCCUGGCCUCCUUUCACUCCCUUUGCUCUUCCCUCCCACCCCUGCUGUGGGUCAGUGUUCAGUCAGUCAAAGGAGAUGGCAUCUCAGUGCUCCACUUCCCUGUCCUUCUGGAAGUUGUUAUGAUAGAUUGCCCCACCCUUAAUUUGGUCCUAAUCUCAGUGGAUAGAUAGUGCAUAGAUGCCCAUGUAUAAAUCUUGCUGUCAACCCUUAAUUGCUGGUUGGCCCCGGCCGCAGUCUCACCCACAGCUGGUCCCCAAGUUUGGUCAGUUUUACCUUGGAAGUGUUUCCUUUGCCUGUCCCACCCACCGACUUACAGUGUUGUCUAAUGUUUAUUGAGCUCAUACAGUGCCUGGCCCCAUGCUGAGCUCUUUGCGUGGAUUAAUCACAACAACCCUUCACGAUACAGAAGCUCUAAAAGUGAAGAGACCUCGUUUUGAUGUAUCACUGGUUUAUUUAACUCGAAAAUUUAUGGAUCUUGUCAGAUCUGCUCCUGGGGGUAUUCUUGACUUAAACAAGGUUGCAACAAAACUGGGAGUACGGAAACGACGAGUGUACGACAUCACCAACGUCUUAGACGGCAUCGACCUGGUCGAGAAAAAGUCCAAGAACCAUAUUCGGUGGAUAGGAUCUGAUCUUAGCAAUUUUGGAGCAGUGCCCCAACAGAAGAAGCUACAGGAGGAACUUUCUGACUUAUCAGCGAUGGAAGAUGCUCUGGAUGAGUUAAUUAAGGAUUGUGCUCAGCAAUUGUUCGAGUUAACAGAUGACAAAGAAAAUGAAAGACUAGCAUAUGUGACAUAUCAAGAUAUUCAUAGCAUCCAAGCCUUCCAUGAACAAAUUGUUAUUGCGGUUAAAGCUCCAGCAGAAACCAGAUUGGAUGUUCCAGCUCCCAGAGAAGACUCUAUCACAGUCCACAUACGGAGCACCAAAGGACCUAUUGAUGUUUACCUGUGUGAAGUGGAACAGAAUCACUCAAGUAGUAAGACGUCUGAAGGUGUAGGGACCUCUUCCUCUAAGGGCAAACAUCCAGAACGCCCUGAUAAAGAAGAAAAUCCACCACCACAAAGCGAAGAGUUGCUUGAAGUAAGCAACUGACAGCAUUGGAGACUUCGUGUGUUGAGUUUUCUUUGGAACAUCGUAUGUGGGUGAAUUAUGCAUCAGAUUUGAUUCCCAGCAAUAAUCAUCAUGAAGUUUUCCCUUCUCAGUUAGUAGCAGCGUUAUGGCCCGCUGUAUUUUUGAGUAGUUCGCCACUUAGAUUACUGGGUAAUUAUGGUUUCCGCUUUCAGAAACAACUCUUUUUAUAAUUAUUCACUGCUUUUGUCAGUGAAAUAGACCUCUUGCCUACUGAAAUAACUUCAUCACAAAGAGUAUCACUGAAACAGGUGGUCAGGCCUGAAAUGGACAGUUCUUCGUGGACUCUGCCCUUUCCUCAAGGAUCAUGUGUCAUCAUCACAGAAGAAGUUGCCUUACACGGGUUCAUGUCUGCAGUUAGCUGUUGUACACUGGAUGGGUGCUCACACCCAUCUAAAUGUGAUGUCUUUGUAUAUAUUUGUAUAAUGUUUAGAUUACUUAUGAAAUAUGUCUAAGUGAAACUUUUCACCCUUGUACAGCCAAAAGAAUGUAUAUAUGGAAAGUAACAGACAAAUUCUCUAAUUUCUGUGGUAUCUAUAACUUAUUAGAAUCCUCUGAAUGAGGGUUAGAGGAGAGUUUUUUCCUAACUUCUACAUGUAGAAGUAUCAUAAAUGUGCUAUACAUUUAAAGUUCAUGGAUUUAAUUAUAGUCUUUCAAUAUGGUUCCCAGUGCUAAAAUUGGAUUUCAAGCUCCCUGCAGAGUCAUUGUGUCCCAGCAGACUAGGGGCAUGCCCCAAGGCUUUAGGGGCAAGUAUAGAAAUGCCAUCAGGUAAUGGCUUAAUUCAUUGCAAGGCAUGAAUUGAAUCAUGGUGAAAAUUGGAAACUAUUUUAACCUUUUUGCAAGCAGACUUUGUAAUAUGUUUCUGUAUGUAGCCUUGCUCCUUAAUCAGAAGGGUUUACUUAUGAUGAGUUAGUUGUACCCUGCCCUCUCUCCAGCUCUAAUCCCACAUUUCCAAGUACCUGGCUGUUUCUACCUCAUUGGGUAAGUCGUUUACCACUCUGUGCCUCCGUUGACUCAGUAGUUUACCAUUAGACUGUGAGCUCCUUGAGGGACUUUGUCUUAAUCAUUGUUAUACCCACCGCUUGCCUGGCACAUAAGAAGUGCUCGAUAAAUGUUUGAACCAAUCAGUGACUGAAGGAGUGAAUUGUGAAAUUAGACCAAUAAUACUUGGCUUGCGAGCAUCAUUCAAAUUUAUAUUUUAAACCUCUUGCUUUCAAAGAAAGACUGGAAGCAACUUGAAAUUAAGACCAUGUAUAAAAAGAUUUAACAUAGGAAUCAAAAAUCAAAACAGUGAAAAAUAACACUGAGUGUUUAGGAUUCACAUACCUCUGAGCUCCAGCAGCUUUUGCUAGUCCUGUCCCUCUGCUGAACACCAGACCCCUUCCUCCUACAGUCCCUGCUGGCUGCUUUCUGUGGGCUUGGGACUGCUCUCCGUGCUCCUCGUGUUGCACAUGCUGCAUGAACGUGCACGUUUAGGCAGGAGUUGUGUAUGUGUAGCUCCAGUGCUCAGUGGAGAGAUCUGAGCUCUGCAUAAUAGAUUUGGCAGAUGUCAGUUUAUAUGUGGUAGCUAAAACCAUCAGAGUGGAUGAGGUCAUCUAAUGAGAGGAUAUAGCAGGAGCAGAGGAGAGGCCCAUGAACAUCUAUAUAUAUUUAAGGGGAAAUAGAGAAGAAAAAGCCUUCCCUGAGAAGGGAUAAUGAGAAGAGGGGAAAAAAACAACUAAAGAAGAUAGUGCCCCAAAACCAACCACGGAAGCAUGGCAUUGCAAAGGUGAGGGCGUCGGUGCUGAGAGCAGCUCCUUACUUGUGAAAUGUGAUCAGUGUUCUACUUUACAAACUGUUCUGAGGGUAAAAUGAGAUCAUGUAAGUGAAAGUCCUUUGUGAACUGUAGAUGUGUUGUAUAAAUGAAUGUUUCUCUCUCAUCACUCCA
Diceros bicornis minor is the source of this 3280-nucleotide messenger RNA. It is a transcript of the gene E2F6, whose product is annotated as E2F transcription factor 6. The transcript has 6 exons. Gene Ontology annotation, cellular component: RNA polymerase II transcription regulator complex. Gene Ontology annotation, biological process: regulation of transcription by RNA polymerase II. The record is from RefSeq and is a predicted model, not a curated record. NCBI's taxonomy places the organism in Eukaryota, Metazoa, Chordata, Mammalia, Perissodactyla, Rhinocerotidae. The coding region runs from base 583 to 1317 and encodes 244 amino acids. Gene Ontology annotation, molecular function: protein dimerization activity; DNA-binding transcription factor activity, RNA polymerase II-specific; RNA polymerase II cis-regulatory region sequence-specific DNA binding.